AUGCAAUCGGAAAGACUCUUGACAUAUCAAGAGACUGCCAAUGAUGUCGUUGUUUUUCUCAUAAAAUACUACUAUAACAUUGUUAUGGCUAUCAUUUGGGAAUGGAUGCGGCAGAUUUGGAUUCCAACAUCAUCGAUUCGUUUAGCCGAAGCUGAACGACGUGUCCUGUCGAUUAUUAAAUUUCCAUUUGAUCAACAGCAAGUUCCUAUCGGCGAUGGUUUGACGAUCAAUACCAUUCAUACAUACAACGCAGAAGCAAAACGAUCAGAUAGAAAACGAUCACCAUUAGUUCUUCUACAUGGCUUUGGUGCUGGUGUCGGCUUUUGGCUACUUAAUCUUGAUGCAUUGGCGGCACAACAUGAGCAUGUUUAUGCUAUCGACCUACUCGGAUGUGGACGAUCAUCUAGACCACGUUUUGGAGCUAAGACCACUCAAGAAGCUGAACAAUUUUUUAUCGAUGCUCUAGAACGAUGGAGAAUACAAUUCAAUCUCGACAAAAUGAUUUUGCUCGGUCACUCAUUCGGUGCGUAUAUUGGCUCCUGUUAUGCCAUGGCAUUUCCGGCACGUGUGUCACAUCUGAUAUUAGCAUCGCCCGUUGGUGUGCCGAAGGAACCUGUCCAAGUAGAACCACCGAAUCGUCAGCGUACUUCGAUCGGAUGGCGUCUCGUACGCGAUUUCGUCCUAUUCUUAUGGAAUCGUGGUUAUACACCCUUGUCUGUUGUUCGACUCCUUGGUCCAGUCGGUCCACGGCCGGUAACCGCUUACGUAACGCGGCGAUUUCUAAUAGGACCAGCAGUCGAAGAAGAGACGUCACCGGCAACCGCUGAAGCUGGUUUAGAAACGUCAGCAGCACUUGCCGACCAAAUCGAUCGUGGGCGGCUGAAAUUGCCUAAAAGGGACGUUGCUCAAUAUCUUUAUCAUCUAUGCGCACAACCGGGCAGUGGCGAAUUUGCUUUACCUCGCGUUCUCAAGUCGAAUGUCUUUGCUUAUGAUCCGUUAGAAGAUCGAUUGGGCAAUUCCGAAAUUCCACGUGUAACAUUUUUCUACGGCGAUCAUGAUUGGAUGGAUACUGAAGCUGGCCGACGAACGGUCAAAUCAUUAAAUGAACGACAAGAUGCGGCGGAGUCAGCUCGACUUAUCGUGAUUCCUCGUGCCGGUCAUCAAAUGAUGAUAGAUAAUCCCGAUGGAUUUAAUCAGGCUGUUGAACAAGCGUUAGAGGAUCAUCAAGAAUAA
Molecule: messenger RNA, 1233 nt
Organism: Adineta ricciae
Lineage: Eukaryota; Metazoa; Rotifera; Eurotatoria; Adinetida; Adinetidae
Source: the annotation of a GenBank genome assembly